Messenger RNA from Ahaetulla prasina, 7371 nucleotides. RefSeq names its product anoctamin 1 (gene ANO1). Gene Ontology annotation, biological process: chloride transmembrane transport. Bases 737 to 3856 code for a protein of 1039 amino acids. The transcript is spliced from 27 exons. Gene Ontology annotation, molecular function: chloride channel activity; protein dimerization activity. The record is from RefSeq and is a predicted model, not a curated record. Gene Ontology annotation, cellular component: plasma membrane. Lineage: Eukaryota; Metazoa; Chordata; Lepidosauria; Squamata; Colubridae.
UCGCAACGUUUGCAUUGGCGGCCGUCCUAGAAGGGCAUGGCUUACAACAACCAUGAGGAGGAGGAGGAAGGCAGCAGUCCAGCCGCACCGAUUAAAGCGCUAAGAGCUCCGGUUCCAGCUCCUGCUCCUGCUCUCAUCUCCGAGUGGAAGGUCGCCUCGUUUCGCCGCCGCUGCUCUUCUUCCUCGCCGGCAGAAAUCACGUGGAAGGCUGGCUCCUUUCCCAGUCUCCGCGAUCGCAGUAGCGGCGUGGCUAUUUUAAAGUCAACCCCCCCCCCACCUCUCUCUCUCUCUCUCCGCCAGGGAGUUCCUCCUAGGUCCGGGACCCGUCUCAGUUUCCAACCUCCGGCUCCCAGGCAAUAAAGGUUAUACUCGUUAGGCGCUUUGCGCGCGCGCACGUGUCCGGGGUAAAAGCGGCGGAAUUCGCCUUGCAGGAUUUCGCCUUCUGAGGCGGAACACCCCGUUUUCCCGCUACCUCCCCGCUCCUUCCCUUCAAUCCCUACCUAAGGCUGCCUCGGGGUAAUGGAUUCCCGAGCGUGAACUAUUAAACGGCUUCUGGCAAGUUAUGCUUGCUGCCUGCCAUGCGAUUGUGAGCUGCCUGUCUUGAAUGAAACGCGCCCGGCGGCAGAGAAGGGAGCCAAACUGAGGAGGAAGGAAAAAAAGAAAAAAGAAAGAAAGAAAGAAAUCCAGGACGCGUCUCUUUUCUCUACUCCCAAGUUUUCAGUUCAGCCGCCUCGAGAUGGAUGAGGAUGGGAUUCACCUCCACAGAUUGCCCCGCGCGUCGUACCCUGACGGUUCAUUUCCUGGGGUGGAGUUUCUCCCAGAAAAUUUCAGAGAUGCUUCUAAUGAAACAACAAUGAGGAUGAAUGAGAAAUACUCCACAUUACCUGCCGAGGAGAAGGGAAUCCACAUCAUCAACAUCAGAGCUAUUGAAGACAUCGGCUAUGUUCGCACAGAAAGUACGCUAUUAAAUUCAUUCUCACAAGAUCCAGAUGCCAACUGCAAAUACGGACUUUUUUUUAGAGAUGGCAAAAGAAAAGUGGAUUAUAUUCUGGUUUACCACUACAAGAAGUCCUCAUUUAGUAGGACACUCACUCGGCGAAUCCAUUUCAAUGAUUUGGGGCCUCGAAGCGUUAAGCAAGAUAAACCACUUCCUGGAAAAGGAGGAGAGCUUAGCAUGGAUGAAAGUGCACCUCACAUAGAUUAUCAUGAAGAUGACAAGAGAUUCCGCAGAGAAGAGUAUGAAAGCAACCUUAUGCAGGCUGGCCUUGAGCUGGAAAGAGAUGAAGAUACAAAAAUACAUGGUCUUGGAUUUAUAAAAAUUCAUGCUCCUUGGAAUGUUUUGUGCCGCGAAGCAGAGUUUAUGAAACUGAAGAUGCCCACAAAAAAGGUGUAUCAAAUUCAUCAACCUCAUGGCCUUUUGAAAAAGAUCAAUUCUGUAAUCCAAAAAAUAACAGAACCCAUUCAGCCUAAAGUGGCAGAACAUAAGCAUCAGACAGUGAAACGACUUUCCUAUCCUUUCUCAAGGGAGAAGCAACACUUGUUUGACCUCUCUGAUAAAGACUUCUUUUUUGAUAGCAAAACUAGAAGUACCAUAGUUUAUGAAAUACUGAAAAGAACUACAUGCACCAAAGCCAAGUAUAGCAUGGGGAAAGGAGAGGGAAGAAAGAAGGACACUACCCUUUUAAAUAAAAGACGAAAAUGUGAUAAAUAUGGGAUCACAAGUCUACUUGCCAAUAGUGUUUACAGUGCUGCAUAUCCUUUGCAUGACGGUGAUUAUGAAGGUGAAUAUAUUGAGCCUAAUGACAGAAAACUCCUGUGUGAAGAAUGGGCAAGUUAUGGAGUAUUUUAUAAAUAUCAACCAAUUGACUUAGUUAGAAAGUACUUUGGUGAAAAGAUUGGACUAUAUUUUGCCUGGCUGGGAGUUUAUACACAAAUGCUCAUUCCAGCUUCUAUUGUGGGAAUUAUCGUGUUCCUUUAUGGUUGUGCAACUGUUGAUGAGAAUAUACCAAGCAUGGAGAUGUGUGACCAGAGAAACAAUAUCACCAUGUGCCCCUUAUGUGACAGAACAUGUAGCUAUUGGAAAUUAAGCUCUGCUUGUGCCACUGCUCGAGCUAGCCAUCUUUUUGAUAAUCCAGCCACUGUCUUCUUCUCAGUCUUCAUGGCUCUCUGGGCUGCUACCUUUAUGGAACACUGGAAGAGAAAACAGAUGCGUCUGAAUUACAAAUGGGAUCUUACUGGUUUUGAAGAAGAAGAAGAUCACCCACGAGCUGAGUAUGAAGCAAAAGUAUUAGAAAAAUCUCUCAAGAAAGAAUACAGAAAUAAAGAGAAGGGCCAGCAAUUGCCAGAAGAGGCAGCUAACAAAUGGCGACAAAGAGUUAAGAGAGUCAUGGCUGGGAUGAAAUUGACUGAAAAAGAAAAACUGACAUGGAAAGAUCGUUUCCCAGCAUACUUCACAAAUUUUGUGAGCAUUAUUUUCAUGAUUGGUCUGACAUUUGCUAUUGUUUUUGGGGUUAUUAUAUACCGAAUCUCCACUGCAGCAGCUUUAGCCAUCAGCUCCUCUCCAGGAGGCAGGUCAAAUGUUAGAGUAACGGUCACAGCCACUGCAGUAAUUAUUAAUCUGGUGGUGAUAAUAAUCUUGGAUGAAGUAUAUGGCUGCAUAGCUAGAUGGCUGACUCAGAUUGAGGUUCCAAAGACAGACAAAAGUUUUGAAGAACGACUUAUCUUCAAGGCCUUUCUUCUGAAAUUUGUUAAUGCUUACACUCCCAUUUUCUACGUUGCUUUCUUCAAGGGCCGAUUUGUUGGACGCCCAGGCGAUUAUGUCUACAUUUUUCGUUCUCUUCGAAUGGAAGAGUGUGCUCCUGGUGGUUGCCUGAUGGAAUUGUGUAUACAACUUAGCAUUAUAAUGUUGGGCAAACAGCUGAUUCAGAAUAAUCUUUUUGAAAUUGGCAUCCCGAAAAUGAAAAAAUUUAUAAGGUACUUGAAGCUGAAACGACAAAAUCCUGUAGAUUAUGAAGAGCAUAUGAAGAAAAAACAGCGUUAUGAAGUAGACUAUAAUCUGGAACCUUUUGCAGGACUUACUCCAGAAUACAUGGAAAUGAUAAUCCAAUUUGGUUUUGUAACCCUGUUUGUUGCAUCCUUCCCAUUGGCUCCCUUGUUUGCAUUGCUAAACAAUAUCAUCGAAAUACGUCUGGAUGCAAAGAAAUUUGUCACUGAACUUAGGAGGCCAGUUGCCGUGAGAGCUAAAGAUAUAGGGAUAUGGUAUAAUAUCCUCAGAGGGGUAGGAAAAUUGGCUGUGAUCAUAAAUGCAUUUGUGAUCUCAUUCACAUCUGACUUCAUUCCACGCCUCGUGUACCUGUAUAUGUACAGUGAGAGUGGCACCAUGCAUGGCUUCGUGAACCAUACACUAUCCUAUUUUAAUGUCAGCGAUUUUCAAAGAGGAACUGCUCCAAAAGAUGAUAUGGAGCUUGGCUAUCCAGUGCAAAUAUGCAGAUACAAAGAUUAUAGAGAACCUCCAUGGUCUGAAAAUAAAUAUGACAUUGCAAAAGAUUUUUGGGCUGUGCUUGCAGCAAGAUUAGCAUUCGUAAUAGUGUUUCAGAAUUUGGUUAUGUUUAUGAGUGACUUUGUUGACUGGAUUAUUCCAGACAUUCCCAAGGACAUUAGUCAGCAGAUUCACAAGGAGAAAGUUCUCAUGGUGGAAGUCUUCAUGAAAGAAGAGCAAGGAAAGCUGCAGCUGCUAGAAAACUGGAGGGACAAGGAUCAAAGGAGAAGUGAAAACUGUAACAGUCACAGUCCCAGGGCAUCAAUGAGCCAUAGAGGGAGUGUGUCUUCCUGUCACUCAUGCCAUGUUGAGGUAUAGAAGAAGACAAUGUUUUACACUGGGGCAUUCCAUUCAUAAAGCAGCCGAUAUUUACAUGAUAGAACUUCAUACUUUAACAACCUGGUGCAUGUUUAAGCAUAUGCGACUGUUUUGCUUAUAUCUAUGUGAGAAAUAAUGUUCUUAAGAACAGGGAGGACCAUAUUCUAUUUCUGACAAGUUUUCUUUUUUUAAUUUUCUUUCCUUUUUUGCACAAAAAUAAUGCAGGGAUUUUUAUAUAUAUAUAUAUAAAUAGAUAGGUAACUUGCAUAGUUAGCUUAGAGCUAUCACUGUUUUAUUUUUUAAAAGGAGAUAGGAUUCUGUAGACUCUUCUCUGAGAAUUUUAUAUUAGCAUAUUUAUUAAAAUAGGAUAAAAUGUAUGAACCAAACGACAAGUAUUGGAAUAAUAAGCCCCCCCAUUUCUGAUAAGCUACAUCUGGGUUUUUGCAAUAUGCAAAUAAUAAUAAUAAUAAAUACUAUACUGUGGAGUGCUUUUUGCAAGGCUGUGGCAACAGAGCUCUGACUUUAAUCUGCUGACUUUUUUUACAAGCAGAAAUCCUGUUGAGGUUCCUUGAUGAUACGUUGCUGCAUUUUCUCCUAAGUGAAUGCAGUAGCAAGAAUAUUUUGUUUUCCAUUUGAGAUUCUUGCCUCAAUUCAUCACUUCCAUCCUCAUUUCAUUUACUCUAGUGAAUUGAAUAGUCAGACUCAAAUCAAUGUAAUCUUAGUCUCAACACUAAUGAGGGCAAAUCACUUUACUGUCUUUCAUAUCUUCUUCUAUGAAAGAUGAGUAACUUGUGGAAGGGCAUUUAGUUUAGUAAUUCAAAGUGUCUAGUGCACAUCCCAGAGGGGGAUUUCAAUGAACACGAAGAAUAUUAGCAUCAGCACAAUUUCCCCAAACACUGAAGGACCUUUGAAGAAAAAGUGUCCUGAGUUAAGAGCACACACAGAGACAAACACACACACACACAAAUACUAGCAAAUUGCACUGCCCACCACAAACCUGGAAUCUUAGUUGCUGAAGGAACACAUUAAAUAUAUGUAUUCUCAAUUAUGUUUCUAUGUCACCUUUGCUCAGUAAAGCCAACAUACUACAUUUAAAGACAUUACAUCUUUCCAAAACAAUGAAUGUGAUUCUGUCAUUUCACUGGCCAUAAUCUCUUAUACAUUAAGUAAUUUGGCUGAGCAGCUCAUUUCUAAAUAUUAUUCUUUUUUCAUAUUUACAACUUCUCUGCCUUUUGCAAGUUUGAUUCAUUUGUCUCGCUCUCUUUCACAUUGAAAUGGUCAAAGAGUUUAUUUGAGCACCAUUCCAGUGAAAUAUGGGUCUUUCUUUCUUUCUUUCUUUCUUUCUUUCUUUCUUUCUUUCUUUCUUUCUUUUUUUCUUAAUAGGUAUCAUAUUAUAGAGGUUAUAAGAUAUGAGUAUCAUGGAGCCAGUACAGACAUGUGCAGUACAGACAUGUCCUCUCAUAAUACUAGUGUCAUUUUACGAAAAUUGAUCAGGAGCAAAUUCAGAACAGAAAAAAAGUAAAUGUGGUGCCACACAAUCCACAAUUACCAAAUUAUGUCUUUUAAAAGAGAUGAUACCAUCUACUGAGAAUAGAUUAAUAAAUGAAUAGUAAAAUAGUUGGUGCAAUUGUUCAGACAGUACAGGAAAUUAAUGUAGCAGAUAUGCAACAAUGUAAAGUUAUUACUUUUAUGCAUUGCUAGUAAAUUGCAUGGAAAUAUUUUGAAGGUGCUAGCUGUGAUCCACUAGUGAUAAUGUUAAAUUAUGAUAACAGUCAGAUGAGUGGCAUUUUAUUCUUCUUUCUUUUUAGGGUUUUUUUAAAAAAAUUCAGAUAAGAUUAAAAAUGAGGAAGUGAAAAGGGUUAGCAGAAUUAAGAACAUUUCAGUUCGCUUCAAAGGAAGGUUCUCCUGUGCCCAUCACUAGUUGCUGGACAUCCAAAUAUGCAAAUGAAAAGGUGAAUAGUAUGGAUUUCCAAUGAAGCCUAGCUUUAUUUUUCCUCUUCAAAUAGCUAAAUAUUUUAAUUCAAUUUAAUUCAAUUUAAUUUAAAUUGUUUUGGAAGGAUAAUGGAGGAGUAAUUUAUAAUCUUUGCAAUCUUAAAAAAAACAGUAGAACAAUUCAAGGAGACCAAGGUAGAAAUGAAUGUUACAGAAAACCAGCAAGCCAUGGUGGUGAACAGAGAAAACAAAUACAUUACAGAUUUUGAUAUACCAAAGUUUUUCCUGGAAAGUCAUGGAACCUAUGAACAGCAAUCCAGUGACUGUGUGUCAGUGAAUCCUAAGACUUGCCAUAACAGCAUAUUGUAAUGCAGUUCUGAGCAUAUCAAAGUCCAGCCAAAACAGAAAUAAAUCCUGGUAAAGGUAGCCCUUCAAACUAAUUUUCACUUUAAAAGUUGCCCUUAUAUCAGCAAACCAAGGUAGAAGAAGGAAUCCACAGGACCUUGACUGUUGAUAUGGAUGGCAAAUACGAACCAAUCUAUACAUGACAUGGCUCUCAUCAGGUCCGACAGUCAUAUUUGUAUGUUUCAUAGUUUGCCCUUGUCUCUUUAAAAUAGUUUCAACUGGGAAGUUGUAUGACUUUCAUUAUGUAUAAAAGUAUAUAUAUGCUUUUUGUAUUCAGAAUUUUUCAGAUACGUUAUAUUGUUGAAAAAGUUGAUGAGAUGCAGGUGUAUCAUGGACAGAUAUAUAAAUAUCUUCAUUGUCUUCCUGAGAAAAAUCAGCAUGCAGUAUUUGCUUCUUCAUUCAGGCUGAAAGUCCAGCAGUAUCUAUUAGACUCUUGACAGGAAUCAUCUGAUUUGAGAAAUGAAGGAAUAGGGAAAAUCAAUUAGUUAUCACUAUGCAAUCUGCACAUACUCUGGUUCUGCCAAACUUUUGAAAACAAACAGCACUGUUGACAGGGUCUAGGCGCCCAAGGAACAUGACAACCUUCCUUCCAAGGUAAUCCAAGAGGCAGAUCUGGAUUAUAAACCCAAAACCUGGAAGACCAUUCAGUUACAGCUAGUAUAUCAAUCCCUUUGCAUAGGAUAAAAAACAGAGCAUCCUUGGAGUCACACUUUGACACUAUGCAGCUUUCUUGCAGUAGUACUGAAGUGGAUUGCCACUGCCAUCUUCUGGGAUGAUUUUUGGAUUUGGGUUUUUUCAACAUUCAAGUCUAGGUUGUAGCCCUACUAUUUGUGGAUGCUCUCCCAUCAAAGUCCAGGUACCUUGGCGAGGUUCUUAGGAGCAGGGUAAUUAACUGCUGAAAACAUAAUGAUCAAAAGAGAGAUAAGCCAAUGAAGGUUUUAGAAAUCAAAAUCAGAAUUAUAGAUACCAGCGUAGUGUGCGUGUUCCUUGACAGUCCAUCUGUUCAGUCUUACCUACCGUAUAUACUCGAAUAUAAGCCGAUCCGAGUAUAAGCCGAGGUCCCCAAUUUUACCCCAAAAACUGGGGUAAACUGGGGACUCGAGUAUAAGCCGAGGGUGGGAAAUGAGGCACCUACCGGUUGGGGAAAGCCUCCCUCCCUCAGCUGAGAAGGCUGGCGG